AUGGGAGAAUUCGACAGCCAUGGCCUCGACGAGGAUGCAUUUGGCGAGAACCCAGCAUUGUCGGCGUUGAAGACGUUUGAUGCCUUCCCCAAAGUCAAGUCAACCUACACCAGCCAGUCCGCUCGCGGCGGCCAGUUCACCUUAGCCCUCAUCAUCCUCUGCACCCUCCUCACCUUCACCGAACUGCGCACCUGGUGGAAUGGCACCGAGACACACCACUUCUCCGUCGAGCGCGGCGUCGGCCACGAACUCCAACUCAACCUCGACAUCAUCGUCGCCAUGCAAUGCACCGACCUCCAUGUCAAUGUCCAAGACGCAGCCAUGGACCGCAUCAUCGCGGGCGACCUCCUCAUCAAAGAACCCACCAACUACGCCCUCUGGACUACUCACUCCCGCAAAGCCUCCACCGCCUACCAAACCGUCAACCAACGCACCCCCGACCGCAAGCUCGCCGAAGAAGAAGACUCCCACGUCGCCCACGUGCUCGGCCACAUGCGCGAGAACCCAACCCGCAAAUUCACAAAAUCGCCCAAGAUCCCCAAACACACUCCCUUAGACACCUGCAGGAUCUACGGCUCCCUCGAGGGCAACAAAGUCCAAGGCGACUUCCACAUCACCGCCCGCGGCCACGGGUACAUGGAGUUCGGCCAACCAUCCCACCUAGAACACAACGCAUUCAACUUCAGCCACCACAUCAACGAGCUCUCCUUCGGGCCGCACUACCUCAAUCUCCUCAACCCGCUCGACAAAACCACCUCGGCCACCGACGCAAACUUCUACAAGUACCAGUACUACCUCUCCAUCGUGCCUACAAUAUUUACAAAACGACGCAUCACCACCCCCUCAGGCACACUGGACCCAGCCGCGAUCCCGCAACCACCGACGCUAGACCUCCAGCCCGCAACGAAAAUCGACAAGGACGGCACGGUCCACCACGUCGCGAAUCCCGCCUUCCGACAGUCAUCCCACCACAACAGCAUCUUCACGAACCAGUACGCCGCGCAAUCACAGUCUCGCGAAGUGAAUCACAGCACCAUUCCAGGGGUGUUCUUCAAGUACGACAUCGAGCCAAUCCUUCUGAUUGUCGCGGAGCAGAGAUCGGGGUUUCUGGCGUUGCUGAUACGGUUGGUGAAUGUCAUGAGUGGUGUGGUCGUUGGGGGCGGGUGGGUUUUCAGUUGA
Molecule: messenger RNA, 1179 nt
Organism: Cyphellophora attinorum
Lineage: Eukaryota; Fungi; Ascomycota; Eurotiomycetes; Chaetothyriales; Cyphellophoraceae
Product: ER-derived vesicles protein ERV41
Exons: 2
Coding region: 1-1179 (392 amino acids)
Biological process (GO): endoplasmic reticulum to Golgi vesicle-mediated transport; retrograde vesicle-mediated transport, Golgi to endoplasmic reticulum
Cellular component (GO): endoplasmic reticulum; endoplasmic reticulum membrane; Golgi membrane
Source: RefSeq, a predicted model, not a curated record